AUGUCCGAUGCUCCACUCGGAAUUCUUCUCUCUGGUGGACUCGAUUCGAGUCUUGUCAGUUCAAUAGCAGCUCGUGAAAUGACAAGACGCGGAUUGAUAGUUCAUUCGUUUUCCAUCGGAGUCGAUCACAUGUCUCCUGAUAUCAUCGCUGCCAGAAAAGUAGCCAAGCACAUUGGAACCCAUCAUCAUGAAUUCCACUUCAGUGUACAGGAUGGUCUGAAGAACCUGCGUAAUUUGAUAUGGCAUCUUGAAACCUACGAUGUCACAUCGAUCAGAGCAUCAACUCCCAUGUUCUUCCUCUCUGAAAAGAUCAGGCAAAUGGGCAUAAAGGUCGUGCUGUCCGGCGAGGGAGCUGAUGAGAUUUUCGGCGGAUAUUUGUACUUCCACAAUGCUCCCAAUGAUGAUGAAUUCCAAAAAGAAACGAUAGACCGUGUUCUUCAUCUGUACACUGCUGAUUGUCUUCGAGCUGAUAAGUCGACAAUGGCUCAUUCUGUAGAAGUUCGCGUUCCAUUCCUCGAUAAGGCAUUCCUUGAUGCUACCAUGUUAACGGCAGCGAAAUACAAACGCCCACAGCCACUCAAUGGACGUGACGUGGAGAAAUACAUACUGAGAAAAGCCUUCGACGCAGAUACUUACCUUCCUCAUGAAAUUUUGUGGAGGCAAAAGGAGCAGUUCUCCGAUGGUGUAGGUUACGCUUGGAUCGACCAGUUGAUGGCGUUUUGCGCUGAGCAGGUUACGGAUGAAGAGUUUUCCAAAGCAGACGAGCUUUUCCCUCACAACACCCCUCAUAGUAAGGAGGCGUUCUACAUGAGGAAACUGUUCCACGAGAUGUUCCCAAGCGACAAUGCAGCGAAGACAGUCAGAAAAUGGAUUCCAAAAUGGCAAGCCAACCAAGAUCCCUCGGGUCGUGCUUCACUUGUACACCAUCAAUCCGUCCACAAACGUGACAGCAGAAAGCAAGAAGUGACGCGACAUAUUGAGUCUAGGCCACAUCACGCGUAA
This is a messenger RNA of Ostertagia ostertagi, 1002 nucleotides long. The record is from the annotation of a GenBank genome assembly. Lineage: Eukaryota; Metazoa; Nematoda; Chromadorea; Rhabditida; Trichostrongylidae.